CUCCUGCGCACUGGGGCCCUAUAGAGGCCGCGCCGUGUGCAGGACAUGGCGACUUCCCGCUUACCCCCAGCGACGCUGACGCUAAAGCAGUUCAUGAGAAGGCAGCAAGUUCUCCUGCUCUACAGAAGGAUUCUGCAAGCAAUUCGGCAGGUGCCGAAUGAUUCUGAUCGCCAGUACUUGAAGGACUGGGCAAGGGAAGAAUUCAAAAGAAACAAAAGUGCCACCGAAGAGGACGCAAUCCGGAUGAUGAUUACUCAAGGCAAUAUGCAGCUCAAGGAGUUAGAAAAAACACUUGCCUUAGCCAAAUCUUAACUAUAGCAUUAUUUGACAGAUUUUCAAAGCCUCCAUGUGUUUUGUUGAACUAGAGCUCAACCAAGGGCAGCCCAAAGCCAAGUCAGACUGUUUGUAUGUACAGUACUUGGCACAGUAUCAGGACGUGGAGCAUGGCGUGUCAGAGAGAGCGAAGAAAUGAGCACCAGAACAACUGCUUAGCACUGAAAACCACACCCCGUAUUUUUGAAGACGUUUCUGGAUGUUUCAGCAGUUCUUUUAAGAAGCGAAAACCAGUACAACAAAUGGUCAAUUAACACGUAAACAGAUGCUCAACACCAUUACCAUCAGGGACAUGGAAAUGAAAACCACCAUGAGAUACUGCUUCUCGUCACGAGAAUGGCUGCCUUUAAAAAGAGAGAUAAUAACAAAUGUUGGGGAAGAGACAGAGAAACUGGAACCCUCAUACACUGCCGGUGGGAAUAUAAAAUGGUGCAGCCAUCUUAGAAAACAGACUGUCAGUUGUUCAAAAGGUUAAACAUAGUUACCAUAUGAUUCAGCAAUUCUGGCCCUAGGUUUAUAACCACGAGAGCUGCAAGCAUGUCUGUAAAAAACUUGUACACGAAUGUUCACAGCAGCAUUAUGCAUAAUAGCCAAAAAGUAGAAACAAUCCAGCUGCCCAUUGUCUGAUAAUGGUUAAAUUAAAUGUGGUAUAUCCAUACAAUAAAGUAUUAAUGAAAAGUAACGAAAUACUAAUACAUGCUACACAUGGGUGAACCUUGAAACCAGUCACAAAAGAUCAUAUAUUGUAUGAUUCCGUUUACAUGAAAUGUCUAAAAUAGGCAGAAAGAUCAGUGGUUGUGUAGGAUUGUGGAUGGCAUGGAGACUAAUUGCUAAUGGAUAUGGGGUUUCUUUUCUGAGUGAUGAAAAUAUUCUAAAGUUAGAUUGUGGUGUUGGUUGCACAACUCUGUGACUAUACUAACAUCCACGGAAUCGUACAUUUUACAUGUACAGCAUGUGAAUUAUAUCUCAAUAAAGCUGGGUUUCUUCUUA
Molecule: messenger RNA, 1323 nt
Organism: Equus caballus (horse)
Lineage: Eukaryota; Metazoa; Chordata; Mammalia; Perissodactyla; Equidae
Gene: LYRM2
Product: LYR motif containing 2
Cellular component (GO): mitochondrion
Source: RefSeq, a predicted model, not a curated record